AUGCAUUUAGAAGGCGAACACCACAUGGUUUUGUAUACGGAAGAAGACAAGCAGGCAGUUAAAAAAGAAAACGGAUUAAAAGAUAGUGGACUUAAAGAAGAUAUUGAUGCAAUUAUGGAAUGGUUCAAGAAACAGCCACACUUGGCGGAAGCACCCAUAGAUCGCGAUUUGAUCGAAAGAAUUUUAAUCGCUUCGAAAGGUUCUCGAGAAAAAACAAAAUACAGGAUUGAAAAUUUCUAUAAACACAGAGCAUUGGCCCCGGAGUUAAUACAAAGUAGAGUUGAGAUACUCUCGAAGACCGAUGAAAAUAUUUGGACAUUUUUUCAUCAAGGAAUAGGACCAAAACUGUACGAUGGAAAAAGAAUUGGAUUCAUUAAUUUUGAAUCAGACCCAAGCACUUUUAACACUGAAGUUUUGUAUAGAAAUAUAAUUCUCGUAGGUGACUUUCGCUUGAAGUAUGAUUAUAUGUUCAAUGAAAUUUGGGUUAUAGAUUUGAAUAAUACAGGAUUUGGACACUUAAUGCGUAUGAAUCCGAUAAUUCUUCAAAAGGCAGUCAACAUUUAUCAGGAGGGUAUGGGCGUAAGGGUAAGCAAAAUACACUGUGUAAAUGCACCGGUGUUUGGUCAUCAUGUUGCUAAUUUCAUGAAAAAAUUUGUGAAGUCUAAGAUGAUUGAACGUGCUGUUAUUCAUGAUUCAAUGGAGAGCUUACAAAAACAUAUACCUAAACAAUAUCUUCCAAAAGAUUAUGGCGGUGAUCUGCCAACUUUAAAAGAGUUAUCAGAUGAUUUGGAAAAAGAAUUUAGAACGGAAAAAACUAAAAAGGCGCUUUUAGAUUUCUGUCAGCUUGUUUCUGAUGAAAGUAAAAGGCCCAGAGAAAAAUAUAAUGAAGAAGCUAUCGUUGGUUCAUUUAAGAAAUUAGAUUUAGACUAA
This is a messenger RNA of Parnassius mnemosyne (clouded apollo), 930 nucleotides long. The record is from the annotation of a GenBank genome assembly. NCBI's taxonomy places the organism in Eukaryota, Metazoa, Arthropoda, Insecta, Lepidoptera, Papilionidae.